AAGCUCGUGCUCGGACCGCUGCAUUCAGCGCUGCAUUCCAAAUCAACCUCGCGCGGUGUGCGCUUGGAUGUAACAUUUGGCGGCCAAAAUGAAUGUUAGGCUUCAUGUAAACGUCAAUAAUGCUGGCCUGCGGCGUCUUCGCGGUGUCGGCGGCACUGCACUGCCCUCCGCCACAGGCGCUGGCACGCCCCGCCGUGCGGACCCCUGGACCGGCCCUCGCCUCCACGCAGCGGCCACGCCAGCCUCAGCCUCCGCGCCCCCCUCCGCUCGUGACGGCUUGCAGCAGCAGCAGCUCACCCAGGCUCUCUUGGUGGAGCGCAUCAGCGAGGAGCUGGACAUUGACUCUCUCGUGUCGCUGACGUUCCAUGGCGAGGACGAAAUCCGUGGGCUGGCCUCGGCGGAGCCGGUCCGCAGCGCUGCAUUGGUGACUGUGCCCAUAGCUAGCACGCUCGCAGUGUGCAUGGAUGAGGACGGUGGCAACUUGGCAGUGGUUGCGCCGCCGGGGAUGCCGCCCAACGUGAAGAAGGCCUUUGAGGCGGUGGCGGUGCUGGUACGCGAGACGCCGGACCAUCAGCUAUUGCUGCUGGCGGCGCUGCUGCUGUGGGCGCGCAAGUUCGGCGGCCCGGCCUGGGAGGGCUACUGCGCCGCACUACUGCCGCCACCCGGCGAGCUGUCCACGCUGCUCAGCUACAGCCCUGGCGAGAUGCCCGCGCUGCAGCUGCCGCACCUCAUGAGCGAGGCGGCCAUCCAGCACGACUGGGCCCGCUGGUGCCACAGCCAGUGGCUGAGCAGCAGCAGCGGCGCCCUGCGGCGGCUGGGUCUGGCUGACGACCUGGCCGACAGCGUGUGGGCGCUGGGCGUGGUGCGCAGUCGAGCUGUGGAGUUCCCGCUCGGCCUGGUCGGCGCCACCGGCACCGCCAGUGCGGCAGCCGCCGCGGCUGCAGCCGCUGCCGCAGCCGGCGGCAGCACCGGGCCGGCGGCCGCCACUGCCGGCUACGUGCCUGCCGGUCCCGUGAUGGCGGUGCUGGCCCCGGUGGUGGACCUGGCGAACCACAGCCCCGACCCCAACUGCGUCAUCCAGCUCACACCCGACCGCUCCAGGGUUGUGCUGUUGCCGCGCCGGCCGGUGGCCGCUGGCGAGCCGGUGACGGUUGACUACGGGUUCAACCGCUCAUCGAUGGAUCUGAUGGUUGACUACGGUUUUGUGACGCCCGCCAACCCGCUCGACGGCGCCACGCCGCUGCCGGGUGCCGAUAAGCUGCCGCCGCUCGAUGCAAACAAGCUCGCCGCCGCAGCCAAGGCACUGGCGCGGCAGCGGCGGGCAGCGCGGCAGCAGCUGCGCCGGCAGGCGGCAGCGGCCGCCCGGGGCGGAGCAGGCGGAGACACGGCAGCGCCUUCGCAGGUGGAGGCGGAGUCUGUGGAGGGCGAGGACGGGGUGGUGAUGCAGCUGGCCGAGUCGCCAGAGGCGGCAGAUGAUGCGGAGGACGCGGCGUUUAGCGGCCGGCUCAAGGCGGCGGUGGCGCUGCUGGCGCCGCGCAUUCCCACCGGCGCGCCGCCCGGCGCCGCCGGCUCCUACUCCACGCCCGCCACCCAGCGCAUCAUCGGCGGGCUGUGGCACAAGCUGCUGCGCCACACCGCCGACACGCUGCCCACCAGUCUGGAGGCGGACGCGGGUCUGCUGGAGGACAUCGGGGCGGGGGUGCGCAGCGGCCUGGACUGCGGCAUGGCGCUGGAGCUGGACCCGCAGUCCGUCAACCCACCUCGCCCCAAGACGGUGUCACCGGAUGUAGCCAAGAACGCGCUGAGGCGCAUGACGAAGGCCCAGGCGCCGCCGCCGCUGGACGCGGAGGGGAACUUGAUGCCACCAUCAGGCUCGGGUUCGUUGGCUACAGGUGGCAGCGAGAGCGAUGGCAGCAGCAGCGGUUCCGAGGAGCGGGAUUCGGCAACGCUGAGCUCGGCGGCCACUCAGAGGGCGGCAGGCGCCGCUACUGCUGGUUCAAAUGGUUCUGAGGGGAAGCGGAGAGAAGCUGGUACCGGCAAUGGGAUGCAGGAUGCGGAGGGACAGAGUGCGGGGGCGGCGGGUCGGCGCGGGCCGGCCCGGUCGGGGCGGCGAGUGGGGCGGCUGUAUGCUGCGACAAAGGCUCGGCACGAGUACAAGCUGUUGCUGCGGACGGCGGAGGAGCUGUUGUUACUGUAUUCCAAGUGAUUAUGUGCUGCGGGGAGAUGCACUCCGUGCAGGAGCGAGUGGGGCAAGUCGUCGACCUGAGGGAGGUUCACAAGGCCUCAUGGUGAGGGACCACCCAGCGUGUUUGUGUCAGCUAUGAUCGUACGUGGGCUCUUUCUUGACUGGCAACUGCAAUACGCACAUCACCAAUUGCAAUAAACCGCCGGGUUCUGAUAUUUGUUAAGUGAACUUCAAGUUCACAUGACGACACGCGCCUGACGCAGAAAUAUAAAGCAGACCACAAUUUGUGUUUA
This is a messenger RNA of Chlamydomonas reinhardtii, 2478 nucleotides long. RefSeq lists its product as uncharacterized. NCBI's taxonomy places the organism in Eukaryota, Viridiplantae, Chlorophyta, Chlorophyceae, Chlamydomonadales, Chlamydomonadaceae. The transcript has 8 exons. The record is from RefSeq and is a predicted model, not a curated record. The coding region runs from base 89 to 2206 and encodes 705 amino acids. Gene Ontology annotation, biological process: peptidyl-lysine monomethylation. Gene Ontology annotation, molecular function: protein binding; protein-lysine N-methyltransferase activity.